AUGGCUGCUGGAUGGCGACGAUUUGCUAACAGAUCGCCAUAUCCAGAAAUUACUUCCAGUGCAGAUCACUCGUCAGUGGUUUAUGGACCUAAAUCUGAUCGUCGGUAUCGAAUUGAAUGGAUUCAAGGGAGACGAAACGCCAUAGAGGAACAACAAACGAUUGAGUGGGUAGCCGAAACAGUUGGAGAAAAGGCACCGAAAGAUAUGAAUGAAGUGAUGGAGUGGCUUCAGAACGGUAUUGUCAUCUGCCGGUUGUUUGAAGAGUUAUAUCCCGGCGAACUCAUAGGACGAAUUAAUGAAAACAAAUCACAAUUUCAUGCAAAUGAAAAUAUAACAAAUUUUUUAAAGAGCGCAGAAAAAUCUGGUUUUUUGUCGGUGGAUUUAUUUGAACUCAGCGAUUUGCAAGCAAAAAAAAACAUUUCUCGAGUGCUUCAAACACUUACAGCAAUUAAAAAGAGGGUAAGUUGUAGGUUUUUCCGUAAACCAAUUUUUUUGUUGUCUCUCAGAACUUUUAACUUGUCAAGAAUAAACUUUCAGUCUUUGUCGGUUUCUUACGCGUUAUCGUUAUCUCUCGUGUAAAA
Molecule: messenger RNA, 581 nt
Organism: Enterobius vermicularis (human pinworm)
Lineage: Eukaryota; Metazoa; Nematoda; Chromadorea; Rhabditida; Oxyuridae
Source: the annotation of a GenBank genome assembly